This is a messenger RNA of Bombus pyrosoma, 3828 nucleotides long. RefSeq names its product carnitine O-palmitoyltransferase 1, liver isoform (gene whd). Lineage: Eukaryota; Metazoa; Arthropoda; Insecta; Hymenoptera; Apidae. The coding region runs from base 397 to 2793 and encodes 798 amino acids. The transcript has 17 exons. Gene Ontology annotation, biological process: carnitine metabolic process; fatty acid metabolic process. Gene Ontology annotation, cellular component: mitochondrion. Gene Ontology annotation, molecular function: carnitine O-palmitoyltransferase activity. The record is from RefSeq and is a predicted model, not a curated record.
GGGGGUUAAAAGGCUGAGUGAAUAGUACAUUAUACACGAAGUCUUAGUGGAGGCAGUGGAACGAGAGGUGUGUAAGGAUUGAGAGAUAUUCAAAGAUUUACAAUCCUAUUGCUUUGUGAAAUUUCUACCAUAAAAUUUACUUCUGUAUGCGCCACGGGAAUUCCUGUUAACCGAGAAUAUGUGCAGACUAUGUAUGCAAGUGGAUUUAGAAUGUAUAGUGAGAUCAAGUAAUUGUUUGCUAAAAUUACGACCACUUUUCCAACCAGACGAGCGUCGUUCAAAGUCCAAGGUUAUAUAACCGAAGCGUAAAAGUGAACCGUUUCUAUUUGAAAGUAUACGUGCAUGUUAUUUUCAACUGUUUUAAACUUUUAUCUUUUAUAGCGUAUAACUGGUGAUAUGGCGGAAGCACAUUCAGCUGUAGCAUUUAGUUUUUCUAUUACUCAUGAGGGAUGGGAUGUUAAUUUUGAUAGAGAAGUCUUACAUUUGGUAUGGCAAUCAGGUAUCCGUUCUUGGAAGAAAAGAUUUUUUAGAUUUGUUAAUAACUUGAGAAGUGGUGUAUACCCUGCCUCCUUAGAGAGUUUAUGGUUCACUAUAGCUUUGGUAACUGCAAUACAUUUUGCUGGCUACAAAGUACCUUAUGACCUUGUUGGAAAAGCUGCACCAUAUCUUUCAGGAUCUUCAAUAUUAGCACACUUAGCAGGAUCAUUUAUAGUUGGAUUAUUUUUGUGGUUGAUAGUAAUAUAUAUAAUGCGAUACACCUUGAAGUUAUUACUUAUGUACAAAGGAUGGAUGUAUGAGUCAAGAGAGAAAAGGUCUAAUGCUUCAAGAGUUACUAAGUUGUGGACCACAUUAGUGAAGUUGUUCUUUGGAUGGCACAAACCAAUGCUGUAUAGUUUUCAAGGAUCAUUGCCACGACUACCAUUACCCUUAGUGGAAAAUACAAUGAAACGGUACCUACGCAGUGUUCGACCAUUGCUCGACGACAAAAAUUAUUCUCGAAUGGAGACAUUGGCAAAUGAGUUUCAAAGAGGCAUUGGUGUGAAGCUUCAACGUUAUUUGAUUUUAAAAUCUUGGUGGGCCACUAAUUAUGUUUCUGAUUGGUGGGAAGAAUAUGUUUAUUUACGUGGGCGAUCUCCUAUCAUGGUGAAUUCAAACUUUUAUGGUAUUGAUGCAAUUCUUAUGUAUCCUACUCAUGUACAAGUUGCCCGUGCUGCAAGUGUUAUUUAUUCGUGUCUGCAGUAUCGACGACUCAUUGAACGCCAAGAAUUAGAACCGAUAUUAAUUCAAGGUUUGGUGCCUCUCUGCUCAUGGCAAUAUGAAAGACUAUUCAAUACAACAAGAGUACCAGGACUUGAAACAGAUAAAAUUGUACAUUAUCAGGAUUCUAAACAUAUUGUUGUAUAUCACAAGGGAAAAUAUUUCAAGGUCCUUAUUUAUCACAAAAGCAGAAUCCUUCAAGCUUGUGAAAUUGAAAUACAAAUGCAACAAAUUUUAGAUGAUAAAUCAGAACCAUCAGAAGGUGAAGAGAAAUUGGCUGCUUUAACAGCUGGUGAAAGAACUGCAUGGGCAAUAGCUAGAGAAGAAUUUUUCUCGAAAGGAGUAAAUAAAGCAUCUUUAGAUCUUAUUGAAAAAGCAGCAUUUGUAGUUGCAUUAGAUGAUGUACCAUAUGUAUAUGAUCCAGAAGAUCCAGAUAAAUUAGAUCAAUAUGGUAGAAUUUUAUUGCAUGGUAAAGGAUAUGAUAGAUGGUUCGAUAAAUCAUUUACCUUAUGUAUAGGGAAUAAUGGCAGAACUGGCUUUAAUGCAGAACAUUCAUGGGCAGAUGCUGCAGUGAUGUCACAUAUGUGGGAGUACGUGGUAUCUCAGGAGAUCACCAAUAGAGAGGCUGAUGCACCUAUUAUGGGAUCUCUAUGGGAAUAUGUUAUCGCUAAUGAUGUGGAAAUGGGAUAUAAGGAAGAUGGAUAUAAUAAGGGAGUACCAGAGUUCACACCUCCACCUCCUGUUCGACUUCAGUGGGAUUUGAAUCCAAAGUGCAUAGCCGCAAUUGAAGAAUCAAACCAAGUUGCACAGAACUUAUUAAAUGAUGUCGAAUUACGCAUUUAUGUACAUGAUGCGUACGGUAAAGGGUUUAUGAAAGUUAAUUCAAUGUCACCAGAUGCAUACAUACAAAUGGCCUUGCAGUUAGCGUAUUUCCGUGAUUCUGGUAAAUUUAAUUUAACUUAUGAAGCUUCUAUGACUAGACUGUUCCGAGAAGGAAGAACAGAAACUGUGAGGCCAUGUACAAUUGAAUCUACGAAUUGGGUGAAAGCAAUGGAGAGUAAAAAUACAACUGUUGAGACUAGGUAUGAUUUAUUGAUGGCAGCAGCAAAACAGCAUCAAAAAGGUUAUCAAGAUGCUAUGUGUGGUAAAGGAAUAGAUAGACAUUUAUUUUGUCUAUAUGUAGUAUCUAAAUAUUUAGAAGUAGACUCUCCUUUCUUAAAGGAAGUUUUAAGUGAACCAUGGAAGUUAUCUACUUCACAAACACCACAUGGACAAACAUCAUUAAUAAACUUGAAAAAACAUCCAAAUUGUAUCUCUGCGGGGGGUGGCUUUGGUCCUGUAGCUGAUGACGGUUAUGGCGUUUCUUAUAUUAUUGCUGGAGAAAAUCUUAUAUUUUUCCAUAUUUCAUGCAAACGUAAUUCUCCAGAAACAAAUGCAGCUAGAUUUGCAAAACAAAUAGAAAGAGCAUUAGCUGAUAUGAAAAAUUUGUUCCUUGAAAGGAAAAAGCUGCAAACUCAAAAGAAUGGUUCUACAUAAUUAUUCUGCAGCAAAAAGAGAUGCAGUUACAGUAUACUAGUGGAAAAUUUCAAUUUUAAUCCUUUUUUUCCAAAUGUUUUAAAAUAAUCCCUUUACAUACUCAAAAUGUAUCUUUUGUAAUGUUGUCUGCAGAAAGAAUGCUAAAUGGAAAUUAUUCAGAAGUAUAAAGGAGAAAAAUUAAGCAUGCACAAUGAGAAAUGCAAAGUAUUCUGAUUAAUUCAUUCAUGAUAUAUAUUCAAACAACUUCAUAAACUAAAUAUUAAUAUUUCAUGCUCUUUAACAGCGUACAUUAAAUUUAAAAAAGUACAAAGUUUGAUUAUAUUUUUAUAAUAAGCAUUUUAUGAAAAAUGUUUUUGAAUGGAAAACAUUUGUAAAUUAUAAUAAUAAUGAUUAAAAAAUAUUGUCAUUAAACUUUUAUGAAAACUGUCUUAGAAAAAAGAGAUAUAUACUGCUAUUUUUAUAUUUUAUGUUACUCUCAGGAAAAUUGUUAUAAAUGAGGUUAUUGUAAAACUUAUUGAAGAUUGAGCGUUUAAUAGCAAAGUUUAGUAAACAACAUAGAGAAAAACUAAGAAACGUAGUAUGAAAUUUUCAGACUGCUGUUUGAAUAGUAAAAUUGUGUAUUCAUUAUACAAUGAGAAUAGUAUUAAAUUUUGUAAGCGGUUUCAUCUCUUCUAUAUAAUAGAAGAUCGAAAGUUUAAUUCAUUGUAUAAUUAAAUUUUCUAUGAUAUAAAUAAAUAAAUAUAUAUUAAAUUAUUUUAUAUAUAUGUAAAUAUACAAUAUAUAUAUAUAUAUAUAUAUAUAUAAAAUAAUUUAACAUUUUUAACUUUGUACCAAUUUUAUCAAUUAUACGAGCUCUAAUUAUAUUCAAUAUAUCUACAGAAUGAUUAUUAUUAGUGAAACCAUUAGAAAUUGCAAAUAUAUUAUAUAUCUUAAAUCAUUAUUAAUGUUCAAAUACUGUUAGUAUUGCAGUGGAAUCAAUCAAUAACUACUAUUUUUAUAUUUCAAAUGUGAAGAAAGAUUAUUGUAAUUUAUUAA